Messenger RNA from Zophobas morio, 1698 nucleotides. Its product is annotated as probable cytochrome P450 6a13. The record is from RefSeq and is a predicted model, not a curated record. Gene Ontology annotation, molecular function: heme binding; oxidoreductase activity, acting on paired donors, with incorporation or reduction of molecular oxygen; iron ion binding. Bases 82 to 1569 code for a protein of 495 amino acids. Lineage: Eukaryota; Metazoa; Arthropoda; Insecta; Coleoptera; Tenebrionidae. The transcript is spliced from 6 exons.
UAACAAUUGUUAACAAGUUGCUUCCCGCCCAGUACAUAAAUGUGAUUUAAGUCGUAAACAUACAUUUAUUUUAACGAAGAAAUGAUAUUAAUUGUAGUGUUAAUCGCAGUCACUAGUGGUUUAUUCCUGUUGAACUUAAAUUACAAGUACUGGAAAAAACGAGGGGUUCCUGGUCCCAAACCUACGUUCUUUGUUGGAAAUUUAGCAGACAAUUUUCUUGUAAAAAAGUCAUUGUCUGACCUGUACGCCGAAAUUUACCAAAAAUUUCAAGACUCUCGUUUAGUGGGUAUUUUCAAAGCAAACACCCCGGUUCUGAUAAUUCGCGACCCGGAACUAAUCAAAGACAUCACAGUCAAGUCGUUCCAACACUUCCACGACAACGAUUUAUUCCUCGACAAAAAUAUCGACCCUUUAUUAGGACGAAAUCCAUUUUUCUUAAAAGGCGAAGAAUGGAGAAGCACACGAGCUUUGUUAACUCCGGGUUUUACAAGCGGGAAGAUGAAAUGGGUUUAUCCCUCACUGGAAGAAGUCAGCAGGGACCUUGUCACCUACAUCGAUAAACACCAAGAAACAACCAGCUUCAAAGCCAAAGAACUUUGCAUGAGAUUUACCUUGAACAGCGUCGGAGCUUGUGCUUUUGGACUUGACGCCAAAUGCUUCGAAGAAGACAAUCCCGAGUUUAAGCAAAUCGGGGAUAGGUUUCUGGUUCCAGAAGGUUUUCAAGCCGUCAAAGCGUUCCUUAUUAGAAUGAUUCCUGUCUUGAGGAAGAUGGUUUCUUUCAGAAUCACUCCGAAAGAUGUGGAAGAAAAACUCACAAAUAUAGUGAGACAAACUUUACGCUACCGUGAAGACAAUAACAUCGUCAGGAACGAUUUUAUGCACAUACUAUAUCAAAUGACUAAAACGAACUCAGAUUUUAAGGAAGUUGAUGCUACAGCACAUGCUGCUGGGUUCUUUGUAGAGGGUUACGAAACAAGUUCGGUUGUAAUGCAUUUUUUGUUAUACGAACUUGCAGCAAAUCGUAAGGUUCAACUCAAAUUGAGACAAGAAAUAGACAAGGCGUUUGAAGAAAACGACGACACCUUACCGUACGAAGAACUACAAAAGCUGGUGUAUUUAGACGCUGUUUUUAAUGAGGCGCUACGAUUGCAUCCGCCUGUGGGUUCUUUGAGAAAAGUUUGUACCAAACCUUACACCUAUACACCAAAAGAGGACGAAAUGAUUAAGUCUUUCGUUAUCGAAGAAGGAAUGAUUGUUAUUUUAUCACUGUAUGGACUACACCGGGAUCCAAAGUACUUCACCGAUCCGGACUGUUUUAAACCUGAACGGUUUCUUGAUGCCAAGAAAGACAGUUUUAAGUAUGUUUUUAUGCCGUUUGGUGAAGGUCAAAGGGCUUGUUUAGGGCAAAGGUUUGGCUCUCUUCAAGUGAAAAUCGGUGUUGCUUAUAUAAUUAGGAAUUUUGAAAUUUCUGUUAACGGAAAGACACAGUUGCCUAUUAAAUACGACCCUGUGUAUAUACUGACGUUGCCGAAGGAGCCUGUGUGGCUCGACUUCAAGAAGAUCCGAUGAUUUUAUUUUGAGAUGUUAUAUAAUUAUAAUGUUACUAUAUAACCUUAGUACUAAGUAAUUUAGAGACUUUGUUGUCAAUAAAAAUGUAUUUUCGAAGUCCUAUUUUGAAUAUACUGAGAUGACUAUUAA